This is a messenger RNA of Schistosoma curassoni, 1053 nucleotides long. The record is from the annotation of a GenBank genome assembly. Lineage: Eukaryota; Metazoa; Platyhelminthes; Trematoda; Strigeidida; Schistosomatidae.
AUGGGAAAUUCUCAUGCCGCAAGAAAAUGCAUUUCUGAAGAAAUCGCUGAGUAUCUGGAGACAGCAAAGCGCAACUACUUAGAAAACUAUGAACAUCCUGUUAAAAAACCAGCGUCUUUAGAUGAAUUUAAACAACUGCGAACCUUGGGCACAGGAUCUUUUGGUCGUGUUAUGCUUGUACAGCAUAAAAAGACAUCCAACUUUUUCGCGUUAAAAAUCCUUGACAAAGCAAAAAUAAUAAAACUUAAACAAGUUCAACACACACUUAAUGAGAAGAGGAUUUUACAAGCCAUCGAUUUUCCUUUUCUGAUUCGGCUGGAAUAUAGUUUCAAGAAUGAAGUUUACUUGUUUCUAGGACUGGAAUACGUCUCUGGAGGUGAAAUGUUUUCUUAUCUGCGAAGAAAGGGCCGAUUUAGUGAGUCUGCAGCGCGUUUUUACGCAAGCCAGGUCAUAUUAGCUCUCGAAUACUUGCACUACCUUGACCUAAUAUAUCGAGAUCUGAAACCAGAAAAUAUACUUUUGGACCCAGUUGGAUAUAUAAAGAUUGCUGACUUUGGCUUUGUUAAACACGUGAAAUAUCGAACAUACACACUGUGUGGUACUCCUGAAUAUUUAGCUCCAGAAAUUAUUCAAAGUAAAGGUUAUACAAAAGCUGUCGACUGGUGGGCAACUGGUGUAUUAAUUUAUGAAAUGGUCGCUGGUCAUCCACCGUUUUUUGCAGAUGAACCAAUAGAAAUUUAUGAACGUAUAGUUAUCGGGAAAUAUAAAUUUCCUUCCCACUUCAGUUCAGAUUUGAAAGAUCUUUUGCGUAAUUUGAUUCAAUCUGAUUUAACACGACGAUUUGGUAAUUUGAGAAAUGGUGUUCAAGAUAUUAAAUCUCAUAAAUGGUUUUCACAUUUGGACUGGUUAAUGAUUUUCAAAAAAGAGGUAACAGCUCCUCUGAUACCCAGUUGUAAAGGACCUGGUGAUGCAACAAAUUUUGAAAGAUAUCGAGAAGAACCAUUGAAAAAAAGUAAAAUUAAUAAAUUCGAAGCAGAAUUUGCUGAUUUUUAA